Messenger RNA from Oncorhynchus gorbuscha (pink salmon), 929 nucleotides. RefSeq lists its product as uncharacterized. The coding region runs from base 116 to 547 and encodes 143 amino acids. The record is from RefSeq and is a predicted model, not a curated record. The transcript is spliced from 4 exons. NCBI's taxonomy places the organism in Eukaryota, Metazoa, Chordata, Actinopteri, Salmoniformes, Salmonidae.
ACUCUCCUCACUAUAUCAUGGUGUCUACUUUCAGAUUGCUUUACAGACAACUCAGCCACCAAAGGAGACUGGCAUUUAAUUCACUGGGAUCUGUACACCCACUACAACAGGAGAAAUGAACGGAAAGUUGGCAUUAGCCUUAGUGCUUGCACUCCAAGUCUCUGUGUGCCUGUGUCAAGUACCAGAGCCAGACAAGGAGCUGGUGGAGAAGUAUGAUGCCAUGAAGUCUGUGUUCUACAAGAGGCUGAUGAACGCCUACGGCAAGGUGCAGGCUGCUGUGGGGCCUAUGACUGAGAACCUGGGCCAGGGCCAUGGCCAGGCUGCCAAAGACUACAUCGAGGAGCUGCAGGGCAACCCCAAAUUCCUGAGCGCUGUCAAGAUCGGAACUGGUCUGGCCCAGGAAGCAGCACCCUUGGUGGACAAGGCCCGUAUGGCCGGCCUGGGUCUGUACGGACACUAUGUGCGCCCCCAUGUCGGCACCUACCUGGACGAGGCCAUCAACUCCAUCAAGGUUUACCUCGACAAAGUCCUACCCGCCGAGGAAUGAGCCCUAGAUAGCCUCCGUGGCAUCGGACCGCCCCACACGCUUGUACCUUUCCACACAGGGCUGUGCUUUAGCUGUGCUCCUGAUACAUGUAUUAAAUGCUAGAGGGGGGAAAUAACUGAAGGUGAUUGAGAAGAGAAAUGCACAAUGCAAAACGCAUCCCCUCCCGGUUUCUAUGUCAACACUUUCCUCGACAUGACUGUUCAAAGGGAAACGAAAGUCAAAUCAUGGUAGAUAGGAAGAUUGACAUCUCGAAAGAGCUUUAACAUUCAUUCAACAUUGUGCAUGUAUAUAACUAUGUGUUUGAUACUCUAACAGGAGUUUGUGUGUGUGUGUGUGUGUGUGUGUGUUUGUGUUCAAUAAAGAUCUGAAAGUUGAAACUCUC